AUGACACGGUUCGGCUAGUAAAGUUGCAUAAUUUUCACUGGUGUAUCCAUGGAUGGCAACGAAUUUUCACCUUUUUAACUGACGUCACAGUGCCAGUGCAAUGCUAUCCGUUGGAUCGCAAGUGAAAAUUAUGACAGUGGAAAGAAUUUUGAUUUAUAAAAACAGCAAUCACAGUUUGAAGAUUAUAGCCAAGUUCCAUGUCUUUUCCCGUGUACAUACAAGUAAAAUCGCUGCUUGUGAGUCGUGAUUCAACCGUUUUUAAUGUUUAUGACGGACUUAUGAUCCAGUCAUAUGGCGACGCUUAAUUAUAAGAAGUUACUUGUCAAGAAAGCCAAGUAUUGUUCAUUUACAACAAGCAUGCGAGUCCAUGCAAAGGGCGAGUCCGUCUUUAUAGGCUUGUUAGCACGAGUAAGGCAGCGGUUUGGGCGUUGAAUGCUUGGGGGCUUAAAUCAAAGGCCUGUUCUGAGUCUGAUUCUCUCAUUGUGUGCAAAGCAAUUUCUGGCGCUGGCUUAAGGUCUCGGUAUAUUUAAACCAUUGUCGCAGAUGUUAAGUUGGUGCUGAGUCGAUUGCCGGUCAAAAUUAGCCAUGUGCGAGUAGGUAAUGAGGUGGGUCGCCAAAUUGUCGAAGAAUCAUCUCUUUCUUGAUUCUCUUCUCAUAAAAAUUACAUGUACUGAUGAGAAAAGAAAAAAUUAUUGGAAAGAAAAACACUCUCAUAUGCACUGAUGAGAAAAGAAAAAAUGAUUGGCAAGUAGAAACAUCUAUCAUAGAAUAGAAUGAAAAAGACAAAAAAAAGAAAAGAAAAAGAAAAAGAGAAAUAAUGUGUUGUACAGCCUGUAAUAGACUAAUGUAUACGAAGGGACAGCAUAAUGUGGUCAUUUUGCAAUUUAAGGAAUUCCAAGGGUCAUAUUCCCCAUUAUGCAAAUUCCUUUUCACUUUUCUGAAAACCGAUUGGUCUCCUUCUCUUUGUCCGUGCUCUGUCGUUUAUUUGAAGUCUUUUCUUCAUAGAACUACUAAAAAGUACCUCAACACUUUUACUCUCAGAAGGCCGAGAAAAAAGAUCAGAUUGGAGUCAGAGAUGGGUUUUCUAGGAUUUGCACUGGAGUGCUUUGAUGUUCUUGCUUGGCCUCUAAUUUCUCUGGGCUAUCCUCUAUGUGCUUCAAUUCGAGCUAUUGAGGUCAAGUCAAACUCAGACAUGCAGAAGUUGAUCACAUACUGGAUCCUUUUUUCUCUGAUUUCUCUCUUCGAGCUUGGUUUUUCCAAACUCAUUGAAUGGCUUCCAUUCUGGCCUUACAUAAAACUCAUGGCCUUCUCCUAUUUGGUGCUACCUCGCUUUAAUGGUGCAUAUCAUGUUUUCGUGUGCCUUGUUCGCCCUUACAUUCAUGUGAAUCCACGAGUUGUUAUCAACAAAUUCAAUAUGAUGAAGGAGUUAUCUCAUAAGGGCGAAAAUUAUAUGGCUAUGGUAGAGAAAUAUGUUGAAGAGAAUGGGUCUGAAGCCUUGGAGGAACUCAUUGCAAGCAAGUCAAGAGGUACGAAACCUAGUCACGACGUGGAAGAGAUCAAGGCAGUCGUAAAUACAGAGAAAAAAGAAGAGGUCACAGCAAUCCAGUCUAAGUGCAAAGAUCCUAUUCUUGUUCAGAAUGAUACCAAGGCAGUGGAACAAACAGAGAGAAAUGCCGCAGCUACAGUCAAGGUGAAGCAUGGAGUGUCAAAUCUUGCUCAUGCUGCUGAGAAAAUAACAGUUGCAGCUGCGAAGAUCGAAGAAGUAACAGCAACAUCAGUAGCUGCUGGUGGAGAGAACAAACAUCCGGAGAUAACCACGUCGAAGGGAGUUCAGAAAGAUCUGACUUGUGCUGUAUGUCAGAAGACAGGCCUCACUGAGAAAACCUUGAAUUCCCAUCUUCAAGGGAAGAAACACAGGGCCAAGUGCGAGAAGCUGAAAGGAAGUAAACAAACAGAUAAAAACAAGGGUGGUUCCUCUUUUUCAACAGGAAUUGAAUCCGAUCAAUCCAAUCAGGAGCAGGAGCCCCGAAAGCUCAGCCGGAAGGAGCGAAGGAGAAAUCAAAACAAUGCUGCAGGAAAUGUAUCCGAUCAAUCCAAUCAGAAGCAGGAGCCCCGAAAGCUCGGCCGGAGGGAGCGAAGGAGGAAUCUAAACAAUGCUGCAGGUACUGCGAUGCAGCAGCAGUAGUCUACAUUUUGUUGCAGCAUCUGUAAUAUAAGCUGGUGCCCUGGUGAGAUAGCAAUGGCUUAGUCACCUUAAUGGGAAGAAACACUUGACUCGGAUUCAAGAUCUUUGCAGGUGGUGGACAGGCUUGAGUACAAAGCUGGUUUUCACAUUUUCAGGAUUAAACUCCAAGAAAAUGUACCUUUUGAGUCUACGUUUUAGUGGAUGUGUUUGGAAAUAGUAGAAUGUUUGCUUUUAUCGUUGUCA
Molecule: messenger RNA, 2428 nt
Organism: Cornus florida
Lineage: Eukaryota; Viridiplantae; Streptophyta; Magnoliopsida; Cornales; Cornaceae
Exons: 8
Coding region: 818-2185 (455 amino acids)
Molecular function (GO): zinc ion binding; nucleic acid binding
Source: RefSeq, a predicted model, not a curated record